UUGAAAAUUAUUGUUCCGCCGAAAAGUUCUUGCUGCAGUGAAUUAUCGGGACGUGUGAUAAGCAAUGAAGAGGAAUGUUUAGCAGCAGUGGAUUCAUUACACGAACGAGGCGUAAAAAUUGUCGUAGUAACGAGUGGUCUUGAAACCUCAACAACAAAAUACUGCUAUGGAUCCGUUUACAAAGGUGAAUUUUUCGCCCUUUACCGGUCAAACGAACCUCCACUUCAGUACCGUUUUGAUAUACCAGCACUUCCAGGAAUGUUUGUGGGUACCGGUGACGUCUUUACAAGUCUGCUUCUUAUUUGGAUGGAUAAACUGAACGGCGAUCUCAAUCUAGCAAUUCAAAGGGCUAUCGGUACGCUACAAGGCUUACUGCGUCGCACUGGCCAGAAAGCUUACGGUAAUGUCUUCAUUUUACUCGUACUUUUUUUUCAUUCGUUUUGUCUUGUAUUGGCAAGUGUUACAGUUCGAGAUCGGUAUUCGAAUUUCAAAGAAAAUAUUCCUCUCGCAAAUGCUUAG
Molecule: messenger RNA, 519 nt
Organism: Gongylonema pulchrum
Lineage: Eukaryota; Metazoa; Nematoda; Chromadorea; Rhabditida; Gongylonematidae
Source: the annotation of a GenBank genome assembly